This is a messenger RNA of Pectinophora gossypiella (pink bollworm), 1462 nucleotides long. Its product is annotated as 3-oxoacyl-[acyl-carrier-protein] reductase FabG-like. Gene Ontology annotation, molecular function: oxidoreductase activity. The coding region runs from base 167 to 985 and encodes 272 amino acids. Lineage: Eukaryota; Metazoa; Arthropoda; Insecta; Lepidoptera; Gelechiidae. The transcript is spliced from 4 exons. The record is from RefSeq and is a predicted model, not a curated record.
AUGCAUGCCAGACGUAUCUACGUAUGCUGCAGAUAACGGAAUAUGAGUUCUACAGACCGUUUGGCGAUCGUAGUUAAGUUCCCACACCACAUCGCGCGAGAUAACGGACAACUCGCGUUCCUCUGUUGACAAGCGAUUUUUUUUAUUUAUUUAACUAAUAAGCGAUAUGGCCAGUAAACCAGCUACGAUGGACUUCGAAGGCAAAGUGGUAUUAGUGACGGGCGCAAGCGCAGGUAUCGGGGAAGCGAUCGCCUUGUUGUUUGCUCGACGGGGCGCGAAGUUGGCGCUGGUGGGGCGCAAUGAGUCUGCGCUGCGGGCCGUGGCGGAGCGCUGCCGGGCGAGCGGGCGGGACGCGCUGCCCCUGGUGGCGGACCUGGCCACCGACGCUGGCUGUGAGAACGUCGCGAAACUCACCCUUGAGCAUUUCGGAAGAUUGGACGUGCUUGUAAACAACGCGGGCGUGGGGGCUCGGACCACACUCGAGAAGACUGACAUGGAGAUAUUUGACCAAGUGUUUGCACUGAACGUGCGCGCCGUGUACAAUCUGACGCGGCUGCUUGCCCCGGCGCUGGUGGCAACGCGGGGCAACGUCGUCAACAUCUCUAGUAUCGCCGGCUCUACCACUUACGUCGGCUGCUUGCCGUAUAGCAUGUCAAAGGCAGCGCUGGAUCACUUCACCAACUUAACAGCAUUGGAGCUGGCACCUAAAGGUGUCCGAGUGAAUACUGUCAGCCCGGGAUUAACUGCGAGCACAUUCGUCCAAAGGCUGACAGGCUAUACGGACGAGGAGUACGCGGCGUGGCUGCAGCAGUCUGAGCGUGGCAUACCACUGGGGCGCGCGUGCGCAGGACACGACGUAGCGGCCAUGGUGGCGCACCUGGCGAGCGACGCGAGCGCGCUCGUCACGGGCGUUAACGUGCCCGUCGACGGCGGGCUGCGCUUCAACGUUGUAGCCACUGAUCUCGUUAAGAAGCAGGUGAAGUGAGCUCCGCAAGUACCUCCCUCUCUUGUACUUCGUUAACUAUAUCGUGGUUAGAAUGUGAGGUAUCAGAAUAAUGUCAGGUAAUCCGCUACUAUUAUGUCUCUUUAGCGCUAGCUAGGCUGUGACCUAGGUACAGUCAUGAGCAUUAUAAUGUACCCACUUUAGGACUCUGUCGCACUAACAUAUUUGACAUUUAGUGAGACUUACAGAAUUUCUCAAAAAUGUUAAUGUAACACGGUACCAAAGUGCAUACAUAUUAAUGCUCGUGACCGUACACUAUCUUUCUGUAUUGCUGCCAUGUUAAACAAACUAUGUUUAAUGCGCUAUAAUGUCCGCGAAGCAACACUCAGGCCUCCAAGAGAUAUGAAGAUUUAUUAUUCCAUUCGUAGGUUGAACUAUGGUAAUGUUUACUUAUAAGUUAUAAGUUUUAUUUUUUAUAUUAUCGUUCAAAUAUAAGUGAUCAUAUGAAAACCGAUUUUG